Molecule: messenger RNA, 3019 nt
Organism: Phyllostomus discolor (pale spear-nosed bat)
Lineage: Eukaryota; Metazoa; Chordata; Mammalia; Chiroptera; Phyllostomidae
Gene: HRH2
Product: histamine receptor H2
Exons: 2
Coding region: 558-1826 (422 amino acids)
Biological process (GO): positive regulation of vasoconstriction; gastric acid secretion; chemical synaptic transmission
Cellular component (GO): membrane; dendrite
Molecular function (GO): G protein-coupled serotonin receptor activity; neurotransmitter receptor activity; histamine receptor activity
Source: RefSeq, a predicted model, not a curated record
UUGGGUCGCUCUCUCGGCCUGGGUUCAAGGUGCUCAACACUCACCCUUUGCAUUUUCAGCUCCCGCUCCCCAGUGCUCCCAGGAGGCAGGCGCAGCCGGCCUUGGCCCCUGUCGCAUGGAUGGGGGCGGCCGUCAGCUAUGAAGAAGGAUGCGGCCGCAUCACCGCAUGACCCCUCCCGCAUAAAACCAAAGCCGCUGCCCGGCGAAGGCUCCGGCGCCUCGGUCCCCAUGCACGACCCGGAGAGAGGAGAGACGCUGCAGUCCCCGGGGGGAGCCCACUCUGCAGGGGGCGAGCUGCGGACCGGAGUCUCGGCCACCCACGUUGCCUCUGGGCCAGUCACGCUCACGGCCGGCACCCCCUAGGAGACUGCUGUACUUAUUUACUUGUAGAAAGGCAGCAGCGAGCCGGUCACUGUGGCCUCCCCACGCCGGGACACUUCCUCUCGGCUCUGCUGGGCGGCCUGGAGCCCCGCGGUCGGCGUAGCUGACACACUGGGCUGCGGGGAGAGCAGCGGCCAGGGGCUGUGGGCAGAGGAAGGAGCUUCCGGCGUCCCAGGAUGGAGGCCAACAACGCGACCUCUCCCCCUUGUCCCGACUCCACUGUGUUCAAGGUCGCGGUCAGCGUGGCCCUCACUGUCCUCAUUGUCAUCACUGUCGCCGGCAACGUGGUCGUCUGCCUGGCCGUGGGCCUGAACCGCCGGCUCCGCAGCCUGACCAACUGCUUCAUCGUGUCCUUGGCCAUCACCGACCUGCUCCUCGGCCUCCUGGUGCUGCCCUUCUCGGCCGUUUACCAGCUGUCCUGCAGGUGGGACUUCGGCAAGGCCCUCUGCGAUGUCUACACCAGCCUGGACGUGAUGCUGUGCACGGCCUCCAUCCUCAACCUCUUCAUGAUCAGCCUUGACCGGUACUACGCCAUCACGGACCCCCUGCGCUACCCCGUGCUGGUCACCCCGGCCCGGGUCGGCGUCUCCCUGGUGUUGAUCUGGGCCGUCUCCAUCACCUUGUCCUUCCUGCCCAUCCACCUGGAGUGGAACAGCAGGAACAAGACCAGCGGGGUCAACUCCACCAUCGUGUCCUGCAAAGUCCAGGUCAACUUGGUGUACGGCCUGGUGGACGGGCUGGUCACCUUCUACGUGCCCCUGGGGGUCAUGUGCAUCACCUACUGCCGCAUCUUCAAGAUCGCGCGGGAUCAGGCCAAGCGGAUCCACCACGUCGGCUCCUGGAAGGCGGCCACCGUCAGGGAGCACAAAGCCACGGUGACACUGGCCGCCGUGAUGGGGGCCUUCAUCGUCUGCUGGUUCCCCUACUUCACCGUGUUCGUCUACCGCGGGCUGACCGGGGACGAUGCCAUCAACAAGGUGUUCGAAGCCGUGGUUCUGUGGCUGGGCUACGCCAACUCGGCCCUGAACCCCAUCCUGUACGCCGCUCUGAACAGGGACUUCCGCACGGCGUACCAGCAGCUCCUGCGCUGCCGGUCGGCCGGCCGCUACGCCCACGACCCUUCCCUGAGGGCCGACGGCGGCUCCCGGCUCUCCAGGACGCAGAGCCGGGAGCCCAGGCAGCAGGAGGAGAAGCCGCUGAAGCUCCAGGUGUGGAGUGGGAGAGAGGCCGCGGCACCUCGUGGAGCCACAGACAGGAAGCCCAAGCCGCCCUGCACCGUGUGCUCCAGCAACCUUCUGAGCUGCUGCAAGAGCCUGUGGGACCUCCGGUUCCUCCAGGCACGAGGAGGGCCCCUCGGAGGAGCAGCCGCGGCGGACGCCACCCGAGGAAGCGGGGAGGAGGAUGCCGCCCUCCCGGCCUGUCUAGACCCGGCCCCAGGACACUGAUGGUACGGCUCCCCAGUCACCGAGAUGUAACUCCUGGAGCCACGAAGGGGCCAGCAGCCCCUGAAGCCACCUGGGAGGCACCCCAGCCUGGGUCCGGGGACUCCCAGAGCACACGGUGGGGCUGCUGGGCCCCUCGGGCCUGGGCAGAGCGGCCUAUCUGGGCUCAGCCUCCCCAGAGAGGUGUUCGGGGCUCCUCCAGGUCCCGCACUCACGCUGGUGCUGGCCCUGAGCUCUGAGCAGAGACGGGGGACAUGCAGGGCGUAUGCACACGUGUGUGCACGUGUGUGCGUGGAGGUGCCUGUUGCCCCCGAGCACAGCAGGGGGUGUCGCCCGAAGUGCUGGCCUCUCGCUCCCCGCGGGCUCUGCAGGAUGGAGGGAAGGAGAGGAGGAGCCCAGUCUUCGGGGCUCCCGCUGUGAGUGACGCACCUCACCUGCACGGGCUCCCGUAACCCUCACCGCCUGCGACCAGGGUCGCCGCCCCUGCCUUGCAGAGGUGGAAACUGAGGCUCAGAGCAGCAGGGGCCCGCCCAAGGCCGCUCAGCUGGGACGUGCGCCUGGCGCACGGGAGGCCCUGGAGCAAUGGCCGUCGCAGGGACACAUGAAUGAACAGACGAACAGGACGAUGGGCGCAAAGCCCGGCCUCAAGCCCCUGUGCUUGACGCGACACCACACCGCCUCUCGGGAGGGAGGUCGGAAUGUUUCCUCGACGGAGCCCACCCUGCGGGGCUCAGAGCAGAGCCUGGGGCCUUCAUACUGGAGCACGAGGGGGCUCUCGGGGAAGGCGUGCCGGGUGUCAGAGGGGGAGGGGCGGAGGUGGGGGGCGCAACAGAGGUGAGCGGGGCAGCUGACCCUGCAGCACCCCCUGCUGGGAUGCAUGACCUUGAGCGGGUCAGGGGCCCCCUGAGCAUCUCUGCUCCCCGGUCCUAUUUGCAGGGUGUUGCAGACACCCAAGGAGGUGGGCGGUGACAGCCCCAGUGAGGUGACGGUGUCCCCAGACUCUCUUCACUGACCACUGCCCCUCCCCGAGCCACUCUUCCCCUCGUUCCCAGAACCCCCCCAGGUGUCCCCUCCUUGCCCACUGUCCUCUCCUGGCCAUCAGGGCGGCUGCUCCCCGAGCCUCCUCACGGCAAUUUCUCUCCCUCUGUGGCCUCGUUUACACCCUUGAACCUGAAGUGACCCAGAGACUUAUUUCC